CUCACGGGGCUUUUACAGCGUAGUGACCAGGAAACAUGCCUACAUUACGCAGUUAGCGCUAGAGAUCCAACCGCCGCAGGUGAGGUCAAAUGCAGAGGGAAGGGAAACCGCGUCGUUGUUGACAGGUGCAGUGAACAAUCAUGUCUAGCCUUACCCGACGCGGAGAAAUGGAGACUGACAAAGUGGUGUUGUGUGAGAGCCUUGCUAUAUGGCUCCAGACCUUCAACACUGCAGCACCAUGUACGACUGUAGAGGAGCUGACCACUGGAGCUGCCAUUUCUCAGGCCCUGCAUCAGAUAGAUCCAGUGUGGUUCAGUGAGAGUUGGCUUGGUCGCAUUAAAGAAGAUGUUGGGAAUAACUGGAGACUGAAGAUUAACAACCUGAAGAAGAUCCUUCAGAUGAUGGUGGAUUACUACAAUGAGGUCCUGAGCCAGCAGAUCCAGGAGUUCCCCCUGCCAGACCUGGUGAAGGUGGCAGAACACUCAGACCCUAUAGAACUGGGACGACUGCUGCAGCUCACACUGGGCUGUGCUGUCAAAUGUGAACGCAAGCAAGAGUACAUCCAGAUCAUCUUGACUCUGGAGGAGUCCGUACAGCAUGUGGUGAUGACAGCCCUUCAGGAGCUGAUGAGUAAAGAGAACAUGGCCCAGUUUGGAGCAGAGCCACCGGGGGACAUAGAAUCACAGUUGAAGGCUCUCGAGGACCUGGCAGAUCUGAUGGCAGAAAAUGAGGAGCUAGCCCAGCGCUGUCAGGAACUCGACGUACAGGUGACGGUCCUUCAGGAGGAGCGGAACAGCCUAUUAGCUGAGAACGACGUGCUGACGGACCGAGCCAAUCAGCUGGACUCGUUUGAUGACCCGAGCACGCCCUCCGGACGGAAACACAGCCAGCUACAGAUACAGCUAGAGACACUACAGGAGGAGAACUUUAGGCUAGAGGCAGCUAAGGAUGACUACCGUAUCCACUGUGAGGAGUUGGAGAAGCAGCUGAUCGAGGUUCAGCAUCGUAACGACGAACUCACCAGCCUGGCAGAGGAGUCACGAACACUUAAAGACGAACUCGAUAUCCUCAGGAGCUGUUCGGACCAUGCUGUGAAGCUGGAGGCGUCAGUGGAGACAUACAGGUGUAAACUGGAGGACCUGGGAGAUCUGAGAAGACAAGUCAAACUGCUGGAAGAGAAGAACAUGACCUACAUGCACAACACUGUCAGUCUGGAGGAGGAGCUACGCAAGGCUAACACUGCCCGUGCACAGCUGGAGACAUACAAGAGACAGGUCCAGGAGCUGUACCGUAAGUUGUCAGAGGAGUCUCGGCGGGCAGACAACCUUGCUUAUGAAAAGAAGAAGUUUGAAGAGAAACAUGACGCCGUGAUGAGGGAGAAAGAGAGGAUCAUCAUUGAGCGAGACUCUCUGAAGGAGACCAAUGAGGAGCUGCGAUGUAACCAGGCUCAACAGGACCAGCUCCUACAAGCAGGGAUGCCAGCUGGUAGUCCAACCCAUGAUAACCUUGCUGCUGAGAUCCUACCUGUAGAGUACAGGGAGAAGUUUAUCCGGCUCCAGCAUGAGAAUAAGAUGUUGCGUGUGCAGCAGGAGGGAUCAGAGAAUGACAAGAUCUCUGAACUACAGACACUGCUAGAGGUGGCACACAGAACCUGCUCUGAACUGGACACUGACAACAGGUUAAGCAGGGAGAGGGUCACUGAGCUGCAGCAGCAGGUAGAGGAUUUACAGAAAGCCCUACAGGGCCAGGGAGCCAAGACUGAUGACUCUCACCUGAAGAGGAAACUGGAUGCUCAUAUGGUGCAACUGAACGAGGCGCAGGAUGAGAUCAUGAAGAAGAAAGAACUCCUUGAGGACUUGCAGCCAGACAACACACAGACCUCUCUGAGACUGGAUGAGCUGAUGGCUGCUCUGAAGAAGAAGGAUGAUGACAUGAGAGCCAUGGAGGAGAGAUACAAGAUGUACCUGGAGAAAGCACGCAAUGUGAUCUGUGCAUUGGACCCCAAGCUGAACCCAGCCACAGCAGAGAUCCAGGCUCUAAAGAACCAGCUGACGGACAGAGACAAGAGGAUCCUCAGCCUGGAGAGGGAGUGUGAGAAGGCAAAGCUGAGAGAGUAUGAAGAGAAGCUGAUUGUAACAGCAUGGUACAACAAGAGUCUGAGCUUCCAGAAGCUGGCGAUCGAGGCCCGUCUCGGGGGUCGCUCCACCUCCAUGGUGCCCCCAGGUCAGUCCUUCCUGACCCAGCAGCGCUAGGUCACCAACGCUGCCCGCAGGAACCUCUCUGUCAGCAUGCCUGCCACCACCACUAAGUAGACCUGGGAUGGGUGACUACUGAGGUGGGCCAGCGUGUGUACAGGCUUCUUCUAUUAAUGUUGAACCAUGGUUAGUUCAAUCAGGUGUGUUAGUGCGGGUCUGGAACAAAGGCCUGCUGACACUGCGGCCCUCUAGGACUGGGAUCUCCUACAUCUGACGUAAACAAACAAAUGGCUCCUCUCUAACUCCUUUCCAGAAAUGUACACUCAAGUGACCUUAAGCACAUUAGUUCUCAGUCCCUGGAGAGGGGACAAGCAUGCACUGACUGACAUGAACAUGAGCACUUACUCUAACCAGGUUCCCUCCUCACUGAUACACCAGACUGUAACAGUUAUACUCCUCACUACAGUUUAGGAUGUUUAUUAUCUCCGGUAAUGAGUUAGGUCUGGCAACCCGACCAACCUGCUUUAUUAGCAUAGCACAUAGCCUAGCACAUAACACUGACUGAGCCCUACCAUAUACCUGUGUUAGCCUAGCUAGCAGCAGGCUCUGACUAGCAGUGAUUCCUAACCUUGACAUAUCCUGACAUGUACACUGAGUGUACAAAACAUUAAGAACACCUUCCAAAUAUUGACUCCUAUGCCUCACACAGUUGUGUCAAGUUGAUAUGGAUGUCCUUUUGUUCCCCGAGCCACUUAGUUAUCACUUUUGAUACACAUGGGAAACUGUUGAGUGAGAAAAAAACCCACAGCGUUGCAGUUCUUGACACAAACCUGUGCUCCUGGCACCUACUAUCAUACCCCAUUUUAAAGGCACUUAAAUAUUUUGUCUUGCCCAUUCACCCUCUGAUUGGCACACAAACAGUCUGUCUCAAGGCUUAAAAAUACUUCUUUAACAGUUCUCCUCCCCUUCAUCUACACUGAUUGAAGUGGAUUUAUCAAUAAGGAAUCAUAGCUUUCACCUGGAUUCACCUGGUCAGUCUACAGUUGUGGCCAAAAGUUUUGAGAAUGACACAAAUAUUAAUUUUCAAAGUUUGCUGCUUCAGUGUCUUUAGAUAUUUUUGUCAGAUGUUACUAUUGAAUACUGAAGUAUAAUUACAAGCAUUUCAUACGUGUCAAAGGCUUUUAUUGACAAUUACAUGAAGUUGAUGCAAAGAGUCAAUAUUUGCAGUGUUGACCCUUCUUUUUCAAGACCUCUGCAAUCCACCCUGGCAUGCUGUCAAUUCACUUCUGGGCCACAUCCUGACAGAUGGCAGCCCAUUCUUGCAUAAUCAAUGCUUGGAGUUUGUCAGAAUUUGUGGGUUUUUGUUUGUCGACCGGCCUUUUGAGGAUUGACCACAAGUCCUCAAUGGGUUUAAGGUCUGGGGAGUUUCCUGGCCAUGGACCCAAAAUAUCGAUGUUUUGUUCCCCGAGCCACUUAGUUAUCACUUUUGCCUUAUGGCAAGGUGCUCCAUCAUGCUGUAAAAGGCAUUGUUCGUCACCAAACUGUUCCUGGAUGGUUGGGAGAAGUUGCUCUCGGAGGAUGAGUUGGUACCGUUCUUUAUUCAUGGCUGUGUUCUUAGGCAAAAUUGUGAGUGAGCCCACUCCCUUGGCUGAGAAGCAAUCCCAUACAUGAAUGGUCUCAGGAUGCUUUACUGUUGGCAUGACACAGGACUGAUGGUAGGGCUCACCAUAUCUUCUCCGGACAAGCUUUUUUACGGAUGCCCCAAACAAUCAGAAAGGGGAUUCAUCAGAGAAAAUUAAUUUUCCUUGUCCUCAGCAGUCCAAUCCCUGUACCUUUUGCAGAAUAUCAGUCUGUCCCUGAUGUUUUUCCUGGAGAGAAGUGGCUUCUUUGCUGCCCUUCUUGACACUAUCCUCCAAAAGUCUUCGCCUCACUGUGUGUGCAGAUGCACUCACACCUGCCUGCUGGCAUUCCUGAGCAAGCUCUGUACUGGUGGUGCCCCGAUCCCGCAGCUGAAUCAACUUUAGGAGAUGGUCCUGGCGCUUGCUGGACUUUCUUGGGUGUCCUGAAGCCGCCUUCACAACAAUUGAACUGCUCUCCAUUAAGUUCUUGAUGAUCCAAUAAAUGGUUGAUUUAGGUGCAAUCUUACUGGCAGCAACAUGAUGACGGCAUGUGUUUCCUUGCAGGUAACCAUGGUUGACAGAGGAAGAACAAUGAUUCCAAGCACCACCCUCCUUUUGAAGCUUCCAGUCUGUUAUUCGAACUCAAUCAGCAUGACCGAGUGAUCUCCAGCCUUGUCCUCGUCAACACUCACACCUGUGUUAACGAGAGAAUCACUGACAUGAUGUCAGCUGGUCCUUUUGUGUCAUUUUCAAAACUUUUGGCCACGACUCUAUGUCAUGGACAGAGCAGGUGUUCCUAAUGUUUUGUACGCUCAGUGUGUAUUGAGUCAGAGAUGUUAGUUAUUCUGUCUAUGGAUGUGCUAAAAACUAUAUUCACAAUUGGAGCUUAUAAGACAAAUGUGGUCUUAAUUGGCUUAUUUUAAUGCUGAAUAUAGCUGAUAUUAUAAAAUGUUUUUAUACUACAACAAAACGAUGAAUGAACCGCACUAUGCAGUUAAAGGAUGUUACAAUAAUCUAAUCAACCAUUGGACUACAAAGAGUUUUACCUCUGUGAUCUUUCUCUUCUGUGUUUCACAAUCACCAGAGUGAAAAUGGAAUACAGGAGAAAUGGGUGUAUUUGGGGCUGGCAACCAAAAGUUGGUAUUGCAGCACAGAUCGAUCCAUUACUAGUUUCUUACACAAAAGCAGUCUAUACUGCAGACCUGUGUCAACAUCCUGUAAUGCCAUACUGACACAAGCAUCUCUGGUGCUGCAACAACUAAUCAUUCAAUCAACUCAGAAAUCCAGGACUUUUUAAUGGUGUUUAUUUUUGAUACUGUGAUCUGACUACUAGAACUUAGAGCAUGCGCUAUCGGAACACUGUUGGGCUUUUACAGUGCCUUCAGAAAGUAUUCAUCCCCCUUGACUUAUUCUACAUUUUGUUGUGUUACAGCCUGAAUUCAAAAAUGUAUUUAAAAAACACACACAAAUUACCCAUCUACACACAAUAGCCCAUAAUGACAAAGUAAAAAAACAUGUUUUUAGAAUUUUGUAAAUGUAUUGAAAUUUUAAUUUACAAAUAUUACAGCGGUGAGACUUUCUGGGUAAGUCUCUAAGAGCUUUGCACACAUGGAUUGUACAAGAUUUGCUCAUUCUUUUUUAUUUUAUUCUUCAAGCUCUGUCAAAUUGGUUGUUGAUCAUUGCUAGACAGUCUUGCCAUAGAUUUUCAAGCAGAUUUAAGUCAAAACUGUAACUAGGCUACUCAGGAACAUUCAAUGUCGUCUUGGUAUGCAACUCCAGUGUAUAUUUGGCCUUUUGACUUAUUGUCCUGCUGAAAGGUGAAUUUGUCUCCCAGUGUCUGUUACUGUAAACCAGGUUUUCCUCUAGGAUUUUGCUUAUGCUUAGCUCUAUUCUUUUUACCCCAAAAACCUCCCUAGUCCUUGCCCAUGACAAGCAUGCCUGUAACAUGUUGCAGCCACCACAAUGCUUGAAAAUAUGAAGUGUGGUACUCAGUGAUGUGUUGUAUUUGCCCCAAACUUAACGCUUUGUAUUCAGGACAUGAAGUUAAUUUCCUUGCCUCAUUUUUUUUUUUCCAGUUUUACUUAAGUGCCUUAUUGCAAACAGGAUGCAUGUUCUGGAAUCUUAUUAUGUAGAAACUUCCUACUUUUUAGUCUGUCAUUUAGGUUAGUGUUGUGGAGUAGCUACAAUGUUGUUAAUCCACCCUCAGUUUACUUCUAUCACAGCCAUUAAACUCUGUAACUGUUUUAAGUUAACCAUUGGCCUCAUGGUGAAAUCCUUGAGCGGUUUCCUUCCACUCCGGCAACUGAGUUAAGAAGGACGCCUGUGUCUUUGUAGUAACUAGGUGAUUUGAUACACCAUCCAAAGUGUAAUUAAUAACUUCACCAUGCUCAAAGGAAUAUUCAAUGUCUGCUAUUUGCCCUUCUUUGCGACACAUUGGAAAACCUUGGUCUUUGUGGUUGCAUCUGUGUUUGUAAUUCCAUGCUCAACUGAGGGGACCUUACAUAUAAUUGAAUGUGUGGGGGACAGAGAUUAGGUAUUCAUUCAAAAAUCAUGUUAAACCCCCUUAUUGCACACAAUGGGUCCAUGCAAUUUGUGACUUAACAACAUUUUUACUCCUUAACAUUUGGGCUUUCCAUAACAAAGCGGUUGAAUACUUAUUGAGUCAAGGCAUUUCAACUUUUCAUUUUUUAUUAAUUUGUAAAAAUGUAUAAAAAUAUAAUUUCACUUUGACAUUAUGUGUAUGCCAGUGACACAAAGUCUCAAUUUAAUCCAUUUUAAAUUCUGGCUGUAAUGCAACAAAAUGUGGAAAAAGUUAAGGGGUGUGAAUAGUUUAUGAAGGCACUGUGUCUUGUGUCUGGAUGAGUAGAAGGGAAUCAACAGUAUAAUAAUCUAUACAGCACUACUGUAAUCAGGGUUCAAACACCAGCGUGGGAUUUUAGAACUGCUUUCACAGACCCCCAUUUGUUAUUGUUGUGCUAUGAAAUAUUGAAAUGUGGAUUAACUAAACCAGAAUUAAACCAUGUCCUGGAUGUAUUUAAUCUGCAUUUGUGAAACAAGUUCCUAGAUGAAAUAUUGUUCCUCUCUGAUGAAGCAAAAAUGCAGUGACAACUUUUGAAUUUCUUACAAAUGUGUUUGGGCAUGUUGGCCCUCUGGGGUGCACUGGGAUCUCUGAAUGAAACAUGAAAAGCUCUGUAAAAUAGCUAUCAAUUGAUUUGAUCAUUGUCUACAAUCCCUACUGGUUUGGAUUCCCAGCCUUGUAGUGAAGCUUAACAUAGCUCAAAGCUAGCAGUUAGCUAGAUGUUGGAUUUGCUCUUUUUGGGAAAUGUGAUAUUCCAGUAUGUCAUGUGAUGCUUCUUACGUUAUGUACACACACAUACCACAUUGUUUUAGCUGUAGUAUCUAGACUCGUGCCUCUAGGUCAAAUCACAUUUUAUUGGUCACAUAUUUAGCAAAUGUUAUUGUGGGUGUAGCAAAAUGCUUGUGUUCCUAGCUCCAACAGUGCAGUAGUAUAUAACAAUACACACAUCUUAAAGUAAAAUAAUGGAAUUAAGAAAUAUAUAAAUACUGAGACGAGCAAUGUCAGUGACAUUGACUAAAAUACAGUAGAUGUAUAUACAGUUGAAGUCAGAAGUUUACAUACACCUUAGCCAAACACAUUUAAACUCAGUUUUUCACAAUUCCUAACAUUUAAUCCUAGUAAAAAUUCCCUGUCUUAGGUCAGUUAGGAUCACCACUUUAUCUUAAGAAUGUGAAAUGUCAGAAUAAUAGUAGAGAAAUUUAGUUCUUUCAUCCCAUUCCCAGUGGGUCAUAAUUUUACAUACACUCAAUUAGUAUUUUGUAGUGUUGCCUUUAAAUUAUUUAACUUGGGUCAAAUGUUUAGGGUAGCCUUCCACAACCUUCCAACAAUAAGUUGGGUGAAUUCUGGCCUAUUCCUCCUGACAGAGCUGGUGUAACUCAGUCAGGUUUGUAGGCCUCCUUGCUCGCACACACUUUUUCAGUUCUGCCCACUAAUUUUCUAUAGGAUUGAGGUCAGGGCUUUGUUGUAGUUUUUUGCCAUUUUGCCACAACUUUGGAAGUACACUUGGGGUCAGUGUCCAUUUGGAAGACCCAUUUGCGACCAAGCUUUAACUUCCUGACUGAUGUCUUGAGAUGUUGCUUCAAUAUAUCCACAUAAUUUUCCCUCCUCAUGAUGCCAUCUGUAUUGUGAAGUGCACCAGUCCCUUCUGCAGCAAAGCACCCCCACAACAUGAUGCUGUCAUCCCCCGUGCUUCACGGCUGGGAUGGUGUUCUUCGGCUUGCAAGCCUCCCCCUUUUCCUCCAAACAUAAUGACAUUAUGGCCAAACAGUUAUAUUUUUGUUUCAUCAGACCAGAGGACAUUUCUCCAAAAAGUACAAUCUUUGUCCCCAUGUGCAGUUGCAAACUGUUGUCGGGCUAUUUUAUGGCGGUUUUGGAGCAGUGGUUUCUUCCUUACUGAGCGGCCUUUCAGGUUAUGUCGAUAUAGGACUCGUUUAACUGUUUCCUCCAGCAUCUUCACAAAGUCCUUUGCUGUUGGUCUGGGAUUGAUUUGCACUUUUCGCACCAAAGCACAUUCAUCUCUAGGAGAUGGAACACGUCUCCUUCCUGAGCGGAUUGACAGCUGCGUGGUCCCCAUGGUGUUUAUACUUGCGUACUAUUGUUUGUACAGAUGGAUGUGGUACAUUCAGGCAUUUGGAAAUUGCUCCCAAGGAUGAACCAGACUUGUGGAGGUCUACAACAUUGUUUCUGAGGUCUUGGCUGAUUUCUUUUGAUUUUCCCGUGAUGUCAAGCAAAGAGGCACAUAGUUUGAAGGUAGGCCUUGAAAUAUAUCCACAGGUACGCCUCCAAUUGACUCAAAUUAUGUCAAUUAGCUUAUCUGAAGCUUUUACAGCUAUGACAUCCUUUUCUGGAAUUUUCCAAACUGUUUAAAGGCACAGUCAACUUAGUGUAUGUAAACUUCUGACCCACUGGAAUUGUGAUACAGUGAAUUAUAAGUGAAAUAAUCUGUCUGUAAACAAUUGUUGGAAAAAUUACUUGUGUCAUGCACAGAGUAGAUGUCCUAACUGACUUAGUUUUUAACAAGAAAUUUGUGGAGUGGUUGAAAAACGCAUUUUAAUGACUCCAACCUAAGUGUAUGUAAAUUUCCGAUUUCAACUGUAUACGAAAUAAGUGAAACAGUAUGUAAACAUUAUGAAAGUGACUAAUGUUCCAUUUAUUAAAGUGACCAGUGAUUCCAUGUCUAUGUACAUAUGGUAGCAGCCUCUAAGGUGCAGGGAUGAGUAACCGGGUGGUAGCUGGCUAGUGAUGGCUUUUUAGGUUCUCUUGCAGUGGAUGGUACUUGUACACCUACUGAUUAUUCACAUAUACAAUACCAUGUAUACAGAGAUCAGCGCAGCACUAGGCAAUGAGAUUGCAACAAAGCUGUUCAGAUAGUACUUAUUGAUUGUGUUAGUGGAAAGAUAAGGAAGUGUGAAUUGUGAAAUUAUUAUAUGAAAUGAAAAAUAAGCCUUUGGUUUUCAUGCAUUGAAAAGAAUAAACACACAAAUGUA
This is a messenger RNA of Oncorhynchus masou masou (cherry salmon), 9379 nucleotides long. Its product is annotated as protein Hook homolog 1-like. Bases 141 to 2252 code for a protein of 703 amino acids. The record is from RefSeq and is a predicted model, not a curated record. The transcript has 22 exons. Gene Ontology annotation, cellular component: centrosome; cytoplasm. Gene Ontology annotation, molecular function: dynein light intermediate chain binding; microtubule binding. Gene Ontology annotation, biological process: cytoskeleton-dependent intracellular transport; cytoplasmic microtubule organization. NCBI's taxonomy places the organism in Eukaryota, Metazoa, Chordata, Actinopteri, Salmoniformes, Salmonidae.